CCACGUUUGACCAGAUAUUUUCUUCUGGAGCGGAUAAAGUCUUGAGGCGUCACCUGUUUUUCUCUUUUCUUCUGCAGCUCUUGCCAAGUUGCUCCUUUGCUCUUUUUGCGCGCUGUUCUUUAAACGACCACCUCCAACACGCACACCUGGCAUCUACUUCCCCGCCAUCUGAAGCUAUACCCAGCGUCGCAAUCGCAUUCAGAGUCGCACUACCACCGACAAGCUUCCAAGAUGCAGGUUCCUCUACUAAGACUGCAAUGCGGCGUCAACUCGUACGCCUGGGGCAAGAAGGGCAACGAGUCUGCCGCUGCUCGCUUUGCUGCUGCUACGCCAUCUGACGACCUCAAGAUCGAGUCUGACACUCCUUACGCUGAGCUCUGGAUGGGUACACACCCCUCAAACCCCUCGCGAGACGUCAACACCGGCCGAUCCCUCCUCGAGCUCGUCCAGGACAACAAAGCCCUCCUCUCGUCCACCAUCAUCUCUCGCUACGGAGAGAAGCUCCCCUUCCUCUUCAAGGUGCUCUCGAUAAACAAGGCCCUCUCGAUCCAGGCCCACCCCAACAAGAAGCUCGCCGAGCAGCUCCACGCCCGCGACCCCAAGAACUACCCCGAUGACAACCACAAGCCCGAGAUGGCCAUCGCCAUCACCCCCUUCGAGGGUCUCUGCGGAUUCCGCCCUCUGGCUGAGAUUGCGCACUUUCUCGAGUCUGUGCCUGCGCUGAGAGCUCUGGUGGGAGACGAGGCGGCUGCAGAGUUUGCAAAGGUUGCCAAGGAUGAGGAGGAGGGUGUUAGUGAGGACAAGAAGUUGCUGCUGAAGAAGGUUUUUGGCGCACUCAUGAACUCGCCUGCUGAGGCGAUUGCUGAGCAGACUGCUAAGCUGGUUGAGCAAGCGAGCAGCGAGGGUGCUAGUUUCGCUGCUGGCGGCGUGGCUGCUACAUCUGGCGAGAAGCUUUCUGAGCUCGUCCAGCGAUGUCACGGCGAGUUUGGUGAUGACAUUGGCCUGUUUGUGCUCUUCUUCCUCAACUUUGUCACUCUUGAGCCUGGUGAGGCCUUGUUCCUCGUUGCUGAUGAUAUUCACGCCUACAUCUCUGGAGAUAUCAUGGAGUGCAUGGCUGCCUCGGACAAUGUUGUCCGCGCUGGCUUCACUCCCAAGUUCAAGGAUGUUUCUACCCUUGUCGACAUGUUAACCUACAACUACGCACCCAUCGAGGAGCAAAAGAUGUCACCUACAGAGUACCCCUACGCCACACUCAACCGCAGCGGCUACAGUUCAGGCUCAGCCGUUGUCCUCUACGACCCUCCUAUCGACGAGUUCAGCGUUGUGCGCACCCUGCUCCGCGGUGACGGCGCAAAGGCCACCUUUGAGCCCCUCGACGGGCCCAGCAUCGUCAUCUGCACCAGCGGCAAAGGCAAGAUCUCUGUCGGCCCCACGAGCGCCGAGAUUCGCGAGGGAUGGGUUUACUUUGUCGGCGCUACGGCCGAGUGCGUGCUCGAGUCCGAGGGGGGAGAGGAUGAUGAGUUUACGACUUAUAAGGCGUUUUGCGAGAUUGAUGACUCCAAGGAGAAGCUAUGAGUUUGAGUCAGGGGGUUUGGCGUGUGAAUAAGAGCGUGAAAAACAAUGCUUUUAGCUUUAAGCCAUUAAAUGAUGUGGCUGCAUAUACUAUUUAAUAUCACGUUCAUCUAC
Fusarium vanettenii 77-13-4 is the source of this 1686-nucleotide messenger RNA. RefSeq lists its product as uncharacterized. Gene Ontology annotation, biological process: carbohydrate metabolic process; GDP-mannose biosynthetic process. The record is from RefSeq and is a predicted model, not a curated record. Gene Ontology annotation, molecular function: zinc ion binding; mannose-6-phosphate isomerase activity. The transcript is spliced from 2 exons. Lineage: Eukaryota; Fungi; Ascomycota; Sordariomycetes; Hypocreales; Nectriaceae. Gene Ontology annotation, cellular component: cytosol. Bases 232 to 1575 code for a protein of 447 amino acids.